AUUUUAAACCCUAAUUCUAAAACCCCACCCCUUAACUCUAAACCCUAAGAUUUAGAUUAAUUAACCCAAAGGGUAUAAGUGUAUAUUUACCUCUUUAAUGAAACCUAUUUUUGUGACUUUGAGCCUUGAAUGCUAUUUUGGGAACAAAAACUUGGUUUAGUGCUAUCCUAGUCUUUUUCUCUUUAUUAUUUACAAAACUGAUUUAUAGUGGCCAAAUUGUAAAUUACAAAUAUUAAUUGGUCUUGUGUUUUGAAGUUUUUUUUUUGCUGGUUUAAAUAGAUAAAGAGGAUUAAAAGAGCAAAAGUUCACUUUUGUACUUUAUUAUGUUUGAUAUAUGAUCAAGUUCUCAUUUUAUAGAUUUUAUUGGUGUUUAAAAAAUAAGAAAUGAGAUGAGAACAAAAAUUAAAAAAAAAGAAUGAUUAAAAGCAUAAAUAUAACUAAUUAUACAAGUCUUUAAAUUUAUAAUGCAUAUACUAAUAAGUAUUCAUAAAAUAAUUAUAUUUACAUGCACAGACGAAAUACCUAAUUUCAUAAUAUUUAAAUAUAAUAGCCAAAAAUCAUCGAAAGAAGAAAACUCUUACAAUUUUAAUAUUUAAAACUAUUAAAUGUAUUUUUUUUGUAUUGAUAUGAAAUGUUUUUGUUUAUAUUAUUUUACCAACAAUUAUUGAUUAUUCGCUCUUUUUAUGAUAAAUUAAUGUAGUUGAAGAGGAGAAAAAACAAAAAAAAAAAACCUUUAAAUAAUACAUAGAUACAUCAACAAAAACAUAAAUAUUAGAAUUUUUUUUAAAAUAAGAUAAUAUUUUUAAAAGAAAUUGGUAAAUAUGUCUUGUUACUUUAAAGUUCAUCUGUAAACACAGGUUCUUAUCCAAAAAAUUAUGUUUAAAUGAGAAAAAUUGAUUAGAUCUUGUCUCUAAUUCUAAUGGUGCACAUUCAAUUAAAAGAUUAAAUUAUAGUAAAUCAUCAAAGACACAUCAUCCAGAUAAACUUUUUGUAUUUUUCAUUGAAGAUAUAGCUACCAACCCACCAAAACCCAGAAGAAAAAUAAUUGAUAAUGCAAAUGUCUGGAAGAAAAGAAAAAACAGCUAGGGCAGCUUUGACCAUCCCUCCAAACUUAAAAGAAGAAACGUCGCAAAACCUAUAUCAAACAUAUUAUUAAGAAAAUCUAGAAGGAAACAAAGAUUAGACAAACAAAAUAAAGAGAUAUAUAUUAAAAAGUCUGCCAAAUUGACCAGAGAAGAUAAAUGUCAAAUGAAGGAAGAUGUUUUAGCCUUUCUAAUUUAUAUAAAAAAAUAACUUAAGGGCAUCAUAUCCUUAAAAUUUUAAUACAAACCAAUCCAUCAUCUUUUUGUGGGUCUAUAUAUAUGCACACAUGCUUGCUUGUUGCAUUUACAUAUCCUUUUAUCCUAGUUGUUUGCAUAUUAUAAAGUUUUGAAAAAUGGAGAUGAGGUUCUUAUUAUGUAGCAGCUUGACUUUGGUAUUCAUGUUGGCUUUGGGUGAAGCAGCUGGGGAAAUAAUGAGAUGGAACAGAAAAGAGAUGGUGGAGAUGGCUGGCUACGGCGAAGACAAACUCUCCUCCGUCCUUGUCACUGCAUCUCUUCUCUCUUCUUCCUCCUCACCUAUUCCUGGUGCUACGGUUGGCAUCAAGUGCCACACUGGAUAUAGGAAGAGAUCUAAAUGGAUCAAAGCUGUCACAAAUGCGUUGGGACAAUUCACCAUUGAUCUUCCUUCUCAUCUCCAUGCAAUUCCUGACCUAGAAAAGGCUUGUUCCAUCAAACCACUCUCUGUUCCUAAACCAUAUCAAUGCUCUCCCACCAAGACUCAAAGAGGCAUAAAACUCGUUUCCUCAUCCAACGGUUUGCGAGUCUACACAGCAGGCAACAUCACCUUACACAGAGGUCCAUGUAAAUAGAGAUUUUAGAUUGAUGUUUGAUAUUUGAUAUUUUUCUAUAUGGUUCCUUCUCACUUAUUGAGAGAAAGAGAACUAGUCUAUUUUUGUAUAUAAUGUUUACUUCAUUCUCAAAUCUUUUUGCUUGUAUUGAGAAGACUAUGAUUUACUUUUA
This is a messenger RNA of Brassica rapa (field mustard), 2060 nucleotides long. RefSeq lists its product as uncharacterized. NCBI's taxonomy places the organism in Eukaryota, Viridiplantae, Streptophyta, Magnoliopsida, Brassicales, Brassicaceae. The record is from RefSeq and is a predicted model, not a curated record.